Molecule: messenger RNA, 330 nt
Organism: Westerdykella ornata
Lineage: Eukaryota; Fungi; Ascomycota; Dothideomycetes; Pleosporales; Sporormiaceae
Exons: 2
Coding region: 1-330 (109 amino acids)
Biological process (GO): autophagosome assembly; protein folding in endoplasmic reticulum
Cellular component (GO): EMC complex; membrane; endoplasmic reticulum
Source: RefSeq, a predicted model, not a curated record
AUGAAUGAGGAACGGGAACUAGUGAUCAAUCCUGUCGUACAGACCAGUGUCCAGCACAAUACCCAGGUAGUUUCCAACAUACGUAACUUGACCGCAUCGCUAUUUGGCGUCGCUGCCGGCACCCUCGGUCUGGAGUCCUACCCUGGCUUUGUAUUCUAUCUUGUUGGGACCUUGAUCGUAUCGCUCCUCAUCUUCGUCUUCCGCGCUGAGGGCAAACCAUCGGAAUACUUCCAUCGGCCACUGGGGGAUCUCUGGGGAGGCGAGGUUUUCGGAGGACUGAGCAGCUUUGUUCUGACCUGGACACUGUUUUAUGGGCUGGUACGCGCUUGA